CAAACAUUAUUGGUUUUGCAGCUGUCCAGUGACAUGAGCUAUGAGCUAUAGCUUCUGAUGGAGUCUGUCUCUUGUUGUACAGUUACUAAUAUUUUUACAUAGCAUCCUGUGUUGUCGGUUAAUAUUGAUAGCACUACUACCUCUAACCGGCUUUACAACUAUCUGCUUCUACCGCAGAUAAAAAGCACACUCGCUUUGAUGACCCGUGAGAUCCACAACAAGAUUGGCUUGGAAGGAGACUUCCAUUGUAAAACACUUUUCAGGCUGUGGUACCGAGCACGCAGUUCAUUGGCAUGGAUCUGAAUGACUCCUCCGCCUCGGUUGAGGCAUCCACACGAUAUGCUCCAGAUAACCCGUCGCUGCAAAACUCCAGGAGAGUCAAACAGCCUCUUGAUGGAUCUUCGGGUACUCUCCUGGAGCAUAAUGAUCCUCUGCCCUCCAAUCGGAGCUCUUCGGGCAUCAAGGUCAUCCUUUCAACGGGGGACAUAACCAUUGAGCACCUGGACCCCGAAACAGUGGCUGCCUCUCCAUCCAGAGCUGUGGUCCAUCGUUGGCGAGUGUCCAGCAGUGAUAUCAUGCGCAGCAGCCCCUACUUUAGGGCUCUCUUGGAUCCGCACAAGUUCGCGGAGGGCAAGAGCCUGAUGCACCAAAAGAUCCAAACCCAGCAACUGGCCUCCGAAUCUGCGGUUGGGAGCCUAGACCCUCCCGAUAGCGAGCAGGCCUGGAACACGGAUGAAUUACCGGUUGUUCAACUUCCAAGCGAUCAUUUUUCCUCGCGUCUCGGAACGGAUGUCAUUGAGCUCUUUCUCGAGGUUCUGUCCUACGACUCAUAUGAUGACGACCAACAGCGGGCGUUUGACGCCAGACUCAGAGUGCAGCCUGUGUCCCUUGUCUCGAGAUUGGUGGAACUAGCCGAUGCUUUCAACUCACCACAGGCCGUUCAGAAAGCUCUGACACAGUCAGGUUAUGCUUUUGGCAAGGGAAAGGUCCCUCUCACCAAGUUCGAUGCAGCCUCUCUGUUGAAGCUGCCCGAGGAUCGGAUCCGCCAGACAAUAUUCGUGGCUCGAUUCCUCAAUGAGUACGCCAUUGUUCAGGUGUACACCCAUACCCUCGUCGUGAUGGGGUCGAGAUAUUGGUCGAAUGGCGUCGUUGAAGCUCCUGGAAAUCCCACGUUUCCCUGGCGAUAUCUCGCUGGAGGAAUAGAAGAGGAACUUUACUUUCGCCGACAAUGCGUCCUCAACACGAUAACCGACCUGCAAGCCCACUUCCUCCGUGCCUACGGAGCUCUCGAAGACGCGACAGACGACGCCUACCCUUCCGCCGCAGCAACAACAACAUCCACAUCUGCAGCCACGACAACCACGACAACAACCCCCCAACCCAGACCCCCGUUCUCCCUGCCUGCCACCUCUACCACCAUUCACCCCCGCCACUUCCAAUGCCGCUACGGCUUCGCCAACUCCAGCGCCUGCGACGUCUUCCAUCUAGGCCAAAUGACGCGCUUCUUCGCCUUACGCACCAAGACCAUCUUCCUCGGCUCCACUCUCAUUGACGACCCGGAUUUUCUUCUCCCGCUGGAUGAUGAAGACCACGAUAACGAAGAAGCUGAUGACGAUGAUGCGAACCUCGCAGCCGAUCACCCACCAACUCCCAUCCCACAACAACAACAACACCAAACAAAUAUAGCCACACUCCUCGCCUCCCUCAAACAGUGCCCGGACUACCAGAUCGACACCAACCACACGGGCUGCGGCAUCCGUCGCCGCUUCCUGCCGCCCCUGGACUGCAUCGAGCGAUUCGUCGGCGACGCCCGCGGCCUGCUGGGCGUAAAUCCAGCGCCACCGUCAUCGUCAUCGACAUCAACCUCCUCCUCGCAGGGUAGUGGCUGGGCCGCGACGACGCGGUGGACCGUGACUCCCGGGUCGUGGGCGAACCGGUCCCGCCCGCGCGCGUUGGUGCUAGAUGUGCAUUUGUCGCGGAUCAAUGCCAUUCCCGUGCUGGCGCGUGGCGGUGGGAGGAAGGUCGAGCGAGGGGUCCGGGUGGGCAGUUCGCAGGAGGAGAAUGCGAGGUUGCUGUUUACGGCGCGGAGGAGGAAUUGGGAGACUUGACUUCUUCUUUCGCCCUCGAGUUCUGCUCCCCACUUCUCCGCUUGAUAUACUCGGCGACGACAAACGGUUAUCUCUGUGGGGUUCAUGGUUUGGACUGUGGAAUUUGGGUUAUGUUUUAAUAGAACGAUUGCGGGAAAGGAAAGGGAUGUUGGCGACUUGCGCCUGCCCACUUUUGGGAUAUAUGGUUGGGGGAUCACGUCUUGGAUAGGUGUACCUCAAUGCACUACUAAGUUGGGACACAAGGCAGGGACCCUGCAACGAUG
Molecule: messenger RNA, 2371 nt
Organism: Aspergillus brunneoviolaceus CBS 621.78
Lineage: Eukaryota; Fungi; Ascomycota; Eurotiomycetes; Eurotiales; Aspergillaceae
Exons: 2
Coding region: 294-2108 (604 amino acids)
Source: RefSeq, a predicted model, not a curated record